UUGACCGCCUGACACGUUAUUUUCUUUUAAACCAAUGGUUUGCAACUGAAUGAAGUCAGACUUUUUCAUGAUAUGAUUUCAUCAGGGCUUCUAUUCAGACUUAGCACAGCCCUCCACUUUAUGUGCUGCCACGGUGACGGUUCAGGAGUUGACAUCAGUUAAAGAACUCAAUUCUGCAGAAGUCAUCCUAUUUUGUCUGUUUCCUCUCACGAUACUGAAGCAGCUGCUGACGGACCAGCAAUAGUGUGAAUAUCUCGUCCUGUGAGGGGGCCAUGGAGAAAGAUGUUUUUGACUGGAAGAAAGAGAAGGACACAGAGGACGCUGAAUCCUUCCAAGGAGAGAAGAGGAAGAUCAUUCAGCCAACAUCAUUACAAGACCCCAAACUUGAAAAGCUGAAAGAGGUGCUGAUUGAUUGGAUCAACAGUACUUUGAAACCAGAGCACAUAGUGGUCCAGAGUCUGGAGGAGGAUCUGUAUGAUGGACUGGUGCUCCAUCACAUGCUCUCCAGGUUAGCCGGUGUGCACCUCUCUGUGGAGGAGAUAGCACUGUCCAGCGCUGCUCAGAUCCACAAAUUGGAGGCGACCCUAGAGGAAUUAGACAAGAGACUGGGCCUGAAAGAUGCUGCCAGCAUUAAAUGGAACGUCAAACUCAUCCACAACAAAGACCUUCUGGCCACUAUUCAUCUUCUGGUUGCCAUGGUGAGAUGUUUCCAGCCUGAUCUGGACUUGCCACCAAAUGUGAAGGUUGAAGUCAUAGCCAUGGAAGUCAGCAGCAGUGGAAUCAAAUCAAAUGUGCAGAUUGAGUUCCUCACUGAAGAAAGUGAUGCAGCUGCAGAUUCUCUCAACAAUUCAGAAGGGGAAGAUCCCAUUGAACAACUGCUGAAGCUGGAGGCUCACAAGGUCAACACGGUGAAGAAGGCCCUCUUACACUUUAUCAACCAGAAUAUGUCAACCAUGGGUCUGCAGGUGGCUGACAUGGACAAACAGUUUGCAGAUGGUGUGAUACUGCUUCUGCUGAUUGGACAGCUGGAAGGCUUCUAUGUCCCUCUCUAUGAUUUCAACCUGACCCCUGUCAAUCACUCUGAGAUGCUUCAGAAUGUGACCCUUGCCCUGGACCUCCUCAAAGACCUCGGCCUGCAUGUGAACAAUGUUGACCCACAAGAUAUUAUCUCUCAGGAUGCCACGGCCACCUUGAAGGUCCUGUAUGCCCUGUUCAAGAAGCAUAAAGCGAAAUGAGGGAGGAGAGACACAUGAAGAGGCAUCCAGGUGAUGGGGAACAUUCCUGAAGCUGAUGAUAUAUUCUUUUUUUCCCUAGCUGUUGCAAAUUCAGGUAUUUGAAGGGUGCAGCUGUUAACAUUCAAAAGUUGUCCAUCGGCCAGUAUUUACACCUUCUAAAGGUAUAAAAAUCAGCAUGAAUGACAUAACAGGAGGCUAAAAAAAAAAAAAAGUCCAAAAUAGAUGUUUCAGUUUUAUUCACAUCAGAAACAUGUGAUCUUGAUAGGGAUCUGUACCCUACCAGUGUUAUUAUUCUAAAUUUUUGAAUAUUUAAAUUUUAUUAUUACUAUUUUUAUUUUUCAAUUGAUUUUGUUUAUUUUCCUUUAUCCAUUUGUAACUCCAACACCACUGAGGCAUGUUGUGUCAUGGCACUCAUUCCACCUGUAAAAAUAUCCCAGUUCUUGACUAUCACUUAUCAAAAAGCAAUUUGAUUUUUUCCCACUUCUCUUUGUACACCUGCUGAUAGCCUUGGUCUCUCUGUUUUCAAUCUGUAAAUGCUAAUGCCAUGUCUCAGAAAAAUUGUAUUUUUUUGUCAUGUAAGUGAUGACAGUCCAUUGCCACAAAAAGGUAGAGGGAAAGAGAGAGAAUAUGUUUUCCAAAUGAUGAUGUCUUGAACAAGAAAAGUUGAAAUGACUAAAAAAUGUUUUUGCUCACUCUAAGUGAAGGUUUUUUUUUUUUUUUUUUUUUUUUUUUUUUGCUAAAAAAAUGUAACAAUUGUCAGGAAUGUGUCAGCAACCUGUUCUUGCUGCACACAUGUACUGUCAGUAUCCAUUGUGGUUGUGUGACCAUUAGUUGGUGCAUUAGGAUAUUGCCAAGUGCCUUUAUUUAUUUUUUUCUUCAGAUGAAAGUAUGAAGUGUGACAAACACCAAAGAAAAAUGGCAACUUUCCCACUCUGAAUUACUCUGAUCCUGUCCAAAUUUCCGUUCAGUUUUUUUUUUUUUUUUUUUUUUUGACAUUCGGGAAACCCGUAGGGAACUGGAAAUGUACA
Messenger RNA from Myripristis murdjan (pinecone soldierfish), 2263 nucleotides. RefSeq names its product parvin, gamma (gene parvg). The transcript is spliced from 13 exons. Gene Ontology annotation, molecular function: actin binding. The record is from RefSeq and is a predicted model, not a curated record. NCBI's taxonomy places the organism in Eukaryota, Metazoa, Chordata, Actinopteri, Holocentriformes, Holocentridae. Gene Ontology annotation, cellular component: actin cytoskeleton; focal adhesion; cytoplasm. The coding region runs from base 273 to 1235 and encodes 320 amino acids. Gene Ontology annotation, biological process: substrate adhesion-dependent cell spreading; establishment or maintenance of cell polarity regulating cell shape; cell projection assembly.